UAUCAAAGAUAUAUAUAUAUAUAUAUACAUUACGUAUAUAUGUACCUCUGCAUCUGUUAUUUUUUUCUUUUUUCUUUUUAUUUCUCUUAUCCAACAAUUUUCAAACACAAUUAUCUUUAAUUGACAUCGUUUUCACAAGAUGUCUCGUCGAUUAUUAUAUAUAAUGAGAAAUCGAUAUUGUUUUGUUUAUCUGAUACCUAAACGAUCGGAUUGAUUUAUGUGACAUCGUAAGUUCAUAAUCAGUGUAAGUUCAUAAAUGUCUCCUUGGAUAAAAGAAAAAAGUUAAGAAAGUAGAAGAGGAUUAAUUAAUAUACGAACAUAAGAUGAAUACGAUCCAGCAAAAUCUAUUAAAUAUAAAACUCUGCGGAAAAUGCAGAAAAUAUCAAUCGUUUUAUAACAAAGAUUUAGAAAACAAUACAAAUUAUUGCAAUUGUUUGGAAGUAAAGGAUGAAAUUGACGACGAAGUAAAUAAGAUGCAAGUUAAUAAAAAAGAAAUAGAAGAAGAAAAGGAAAAGAAAAAUGUCGAUUCAAAGGCAAAAGGAGAAGAAGAAGAUGAGAAAAAUUUAGAAAUCUUUAAAAUAGAUGAAACGAAGGAAGAAAUGAAAGAUAUAACGAGAAAAGAGAUUAAUGACGAAAAAGAUAAGAGUAUAAAUAAUGUGAAACAAAGGGAACAUUUAAAUGACGAAAAUUAUGAAAACGAGAUUAAAAUGUUAGAAAGAGGAAUUGAAUCUAACGAAGAAGAAGAAGAAGUAAAAGAAGAAGAAGAAGUAAUAGAAGAAGAAGAAGAAGAAAAGGAGGAAGUUUUAAGCGGAAAAAAUAAUCUGAUGAAAUUGUUAAAAAAUAUGAACCAAUACAUGAAUAAGAAUGAUAUAUUAAAUUGGAUGAAUGAUGAGGAGAAAUAUAAGAAGGAAACUUUUUAUUUAAAUUGUCCUCAUUGCAAUAGAGAAUUACUAUAUCAUGGCAAGGAUACGAUCAAUACGAUUUGUCUUAAAACUUGUCGACAUAUUCUUUGCAGGUAUUGUAUCUCCACAUUAUUGCAAAAAUUCAUACACAAUGAGAUAAUUGAACUAAGAUGUCCAUAUUUCGAAGUAACACAAUGCAAUGCAUUAAUCGAUGAAGCUAAAGAUAAUAUCGAAGGGUUGGUCAAUCCGAAUCUUUAUAAAAAAUAUUUAAUGUCACUGGCCAAAGAGUUAAAAGACAAUAUCAAAAAUACAGUGGUUUGUUGCAUAACACUUAAUUGUAAAGGCUGGUGCAUUAUAGAAGAUGACAGUGUCGACAAUUUUUUAUGUCCCAUAUGCAAGAGAAAUAAUUAUAUAAAUUUGAAAGCCAAUAAAAAUGAAAUAGAAGAUACGUAUGAAAACGAGUACAUGCAAAAUGAAAGAUACAACGAAUUAAUGUUAUUAAUGGCAAAUGAUUUUGUACCAAACUUUGAACCAUUCGAAUGUCCAAUAUGUUUUGUUCCUUAUAAACCUCAGGAAGGAUUAGUUUUGAAGAAUUGUUUACACACAUUUUGCAAAACAUGCCUCGCAAAUACAGUUUUAUUUUCUGACCAUGCAGACGUGAAGUGUCCGUACAAAGACGAAAAUUAUUCUUGCGAAGGAACGAUACAACAAAGCGAGAUUAAAGCGAUAGUAAAAUCGGAAGAUUUUAACAAAUAUUUACAAAGAUCGAUAGUACAAGCCGAAAGUGAAGCAGGGAAUUCUGCUUAUCACUGUAAAACACCAGACUGUCCUGGUUGGUGUAUUUAUGAACCAUAUGUUGAAAGUUUUAUAUGUCCUGUAUGUGAAAAAAACAAUUGUCUUCUAUGUAAGAAGAUACAUAAAGUAAAUUGUACGGAAGACAUGUUAAACGAGGAAUCAUCAGAUUCAAAAUCUGAUUUUUUAAUUCAGCAGAUGUUAAAUAAUAAAAAUGCACUUCCUUGUCCCACAUGUAACACAAUAAUAAUGAAAAUAGAUGGUUGCGAUGCAGUUGUAUGCACUAUAUGUAAAACCGAAAUAUGUUGGUUAACACGAGGACCACGUUGGGGCCCCAAAGGCCGAGGUGAUACUUCCGGUGGUUGCAAGUGCAAUGUGAAAGUUAAAUGUCAUCCAAACUGUCGCAAUUGUCAUUGACUCGGUUCAUUAAAAAAUAUACAUUUUAUAUAUAAUAAAAUAUAUUCGUAUAAUUAGCUAAGAGCAUUUUUUUUGUCUGUAUAAAUAAUAAAAGUGUGAAAAUAUAA
Molecule: messenger RNA, 2218 nt
Organism: Vespa velutina
Lineage: Eukaryota; Metazoa; Arthropoda; Insecta; Hymenoptera; Vespidae
Product: ranBP-type and C3HC4-type zinc finger-containing protein 1-like
Exons: 11
Coding region: 324-2111 (595 amino acids)
Biological process (GO): proteasome-mediated ubiquitin-dependent protein catabolic process; protein linear polyubiquitination
Cellular component (GO): LUBAC complex
Molecular function (GO): ubiquitin-protein transferase activity; ubiquitin binding
Source: RefSeq, a predicted model, not a curated record